AUGGAAGCCACCACAAUGGCCUGCCAUGAUGAGACAACAGAACUCUUUGGUACACAGGAUGAUGCCGUUCCUGGUCAUUACUGCAACUCAUGUGGUGAGUCCUUUCAAGAUGAAGAAGCGAUGCUCCCAGUCAAGGAACUAGCUCCAAUGUUUGAUGCUGUAGCAACUGGACAAACAGCCAAUCCCAGCAUGAAGAAACCUCGUACCAACACUGCACACCAGCCAUCUUCAGGGGCCUCUCAUGUAGGCCAACACAGAGACACCAGCUCCCAACAAACUACCGAAACUGCCAAUUAUGCCCCAUCAGCAUUCCAAGUCAAUCCAAGACGAUGUCACUGCAACCGCUUUGCCAUUCCAGACCAGAUGAUCCAGUUUGUGACUACUGCAAACAGGAAGAGGAUGGUGCAAAGAAGACCUCCUACCUGGAAACGGAACUAG
Messenger RNA from Seminavis robusta, 438 nucleotides. Lineage: Eukaryota; Bacillariophyta; Bacillariophyceae; Naviculales; Naviculaceae. The record is from the annotation of a GenBank genome assembly.